This is a messenger RNA of Monopterus albus (swamp eel), 1786 nucleotides long. RefSeq names its product stomatin (EPB72)-like 3b (gene stoml3b). The record is from RefSeq and is a predicted model, not a curated record. Lineage: Eukaryota; Metazoa; Chordata; Actinopteri; Synbranchiformes; Synbranchidae. The transcript is spliced from 7 exons. Gene Ontology annotation, cellular component: plasma membrane. Bases 493 to 1344 code for a protein of 283 amino acids.
AGGCUCAUUUUAAGAUAGGCAGGGAAGUCAUGUUUUUAAUAGUUUCUCAAUCUAGUAGGAGUGAAAUGAGGGAAAGUACAACCUUACAGACUGCAUUUCUACUCCCAGAACGUUUUACAUCAUCUGCUUGGGUUGGGACUGGUAACGUUCAGUAUGCUGGUUUAAUUUAAAAUUGGUUUAUAUCAUGGAAUUUUAGCUAGCUUCCUUCAUUUAUAGCUGGCUAAGCUAGAUUUGUUUGGGUUUUCAUUGAAACAUGCUUUUUAUACACUCACUCUCAUACUCAACAGUAUGUUACAAACUCCAGUGACCUCUUGGCACCGUGGCAGUCGUAUUUUACUGAUGAUCAACUCUGAGUCUGAGGCACACCCACACUUCCUCUGAGCUAGUUAUAUUGCAACAAUACAGCUUUAAAAGGCUGGGUGACUCCCACCUGACUAGGUGCACUUCAACAAACUCUGUCAACACACUUCCUUUCUCAGUUUAAACCAGCUCAUGGAAAUGGAGAGCCAACAAGAAAGCCAGAAGAGAAGAGGAAUGAGCAAAGAAGAAUUAAUAUCUGAACAGACAGGGUCUUUGGGAUGCAUUGGUUGGUUCAUAUUCAUAAUCUCUGGUGUAUUCACUUUGUGCCUUUUCCCUAUCACCAUCUGGUUUUGUCUGAAGAUAGUUCAAGAGUAUGAGCGUGCUGUCAUCUUCAGACUGGGCCGCAUCACAGACAGGAAAGCAAAAGGACCGGGAAUUUUCUUUGUUUUGCCGUGCACUGAUUCCAUUGUGAAAGUGGAUCUGCGAACAGUUUCAUUUGACAUCCCACCACAAGAGAUCCUGACCAAGGACUCGGUUACAGUUUCCGUGGAUGGAGUGGUGUACUUCCGGGUCAACGACCCAAUCGCCUCUGUGGCCAACGUAACUAAUGCUGACUUUGCCACUCGUCUGCUGGCACAAACCACCCUCAGAAAUGUCCUGGGGACCAAGAACCUUGCUGAGGUCUUAUCUGACCGUGAGGGAAUCGCUCACAGCAUGCAGAGCAGCCUGGAUGAUGCCACAGACAACUGGGGCAUCAAGGUGGAGCGUGUGGAGAUUAAAGAUGUGAAGCUACCAGUUCAGCUACAGAGAGCCAUGGCUGCUGAAGCGGAGGCUGCACGAGAGGCCAGAGCCAAGGUGAUUGCUGCAGAGGGUGAGAUGAAUGCAUCUCGUGCCCUGAAGGAGGCUUCCCUUGUGAUUGCAGAGUCUCCAUCAGCCCUGCAGCUUCGCUACCUGCAGACUCUCAACACCAUCGCAGCAGAGAAGAACUCCACCAUCAUCUUCCCUCUGCCCAUGGAUAUCAUAGCUCACUUCAUGCGUAAGUGAGGUUGCUGAUACUGCAGUUUUCUGACUGUCUAACGUCGCUGUUUAAAUAAGACAAGUAGUGGAUGGGACCAGAGUACAUUUCAUUCUGUGGCUCUCUGUAAAACUGUCAGGAUGCAAGAUGAUACUGUUGUUGUACUGUCAGCAUUUUUCAGAUGAAUCACAGAAACCCAUUUAUGGUUCAUUUAGUCCAACUGUGAUCAGGCCAGGGCUGCUAACCAGCGUGAUGUGAACUAAACUCCGAGUCAGCACAGCUUACAUGUCUUUGACACAUUAUACUAUGAAAGUGGUAUUAUACUGUGCUGAAUUAUAUGGUGAAUUGUGUCUCAUUUAUGAUUCAUGUUAUAUGGUGUGAUGUUGAUCAGUUCAAUAUUUUGAAACAUUAAAUGUAAAAUGCUGAAAAAUGAAUUGUUUAAGUUUUAAUUUCAGCCAUUAAAUUCUUCAA